GCGUCGCUUCCCUCCUAGGUGCUUCGGUUCAGCUCGCGGUUUCCUUCGUUACUUCACUGGGUCCAUUGACUCCAGCGAGUUAAGCUCUAGACCGGUUCUUGGCAGGGUGGAUGAUGCUUGGUGGGCCGCAGUAAAAAAUCGCCCCUCUUUCCCUCAGACGAUCUACAACGAAAUGUCCCCACAGCCACGACCACAAUCUCACACAUCCGGCGCGGACGAGGGCGAUGACGACGACUACACCAAGCGCAUAAAGAACUCUGGCUGUUUUCGGGAACACGAAGCUCUUCAGGACUGUCACUUUAACAAGAAAGAUUGGCGCGCCUGUAAAGCAGAGAUGCUAGCUUUUCGAAAGUGCUAUGAGAGGCACCGGAAGCAACAAUUGGACGAGGGGAAGGGGAGUACUGGCUGGGGUUGAUCAAAAUCUGUAAUCUAUAUCGCUUCGUGUAUAUGUCUGUGCUGCGAUUUCCUGAUACUGAUCGAAUGGACGACAAUUAAGAUAAAAAUUCGCUAAAAUAACUUGC
This is a messenger RNA of Spizellomyces punctatus DAOM BR117, 521 nucleotides long. RefSeq lists its product as uncharacterized. Bases 173 to 415 code for a protein of 80 amino acids. The transcript has a single exon. Gene Ontology annotation, cellular component: mitochondrial intermembrane space. Gene Ontology annotation, biological process: mitochondrial respiratory chain complex IV assembly. The record is from RefSeq and is a predicted model, not a curated record. NCBI's taxonomy places the organism in Eukaryota, Fungi, Chytridiomycota, Chytridiomycetes, Spizellomycetales, Spizellomycetaceae.